Molecule: messenger RNA, 3352 nt
Organism: Otolemur garnettii (small-eared galago)
Lineage: Eukaryota; Metazoa; Chordata; Mammalia; Primates; Galagidae
Gene: CTTN
Product: cortactin
Exons: 17
Coding region: 384-2036 (550 amino acids)
Biological process (GO): regulation of actin filament polymerization
Cellular component (GO): actin filament; focal adhesion; site of polarized growth
Molecular function (GO): actin filament binding
Source: RefSeq, a predicted model, not a curated record
CGGGAAGCCUGUGCUGGGAAGCCUGUGCUGGCCGUUGGUUGCUGUUUGCAUUAGGAAGAAGCAAGAUGUAGUUCUAAACCUUUUAAAACUUACUUCUUUUGUUUCUUUAUGUUGACCUUUUUGAUUAGUAAAAUGCAAAUCUUUCUGUCCUACAUUUCUUUACAAGAUCUUGUUAUGUUUGGUAGGAUUUCCAAGGUAUUUGAAAAAGAUCUCCACAUAUAAGGAUUUCCCAGAGAGCCUAUCUGCAGUUGUCCUUCUGAGCUUUUUACCCUUAAUCUUUUUGCAGACGGAAUCGUUCCCAAAUGCCUGGAAAUUCCUCAUUGGAUUACUGUGUUUUAAGCAGAGUUUUGUGAAUAGCUUUUUAUCUUCAACCGGAAAGAAAGAUGUGGAAAGCUUCGGCAGGCCAUGUGGUGUCCAUCACCCAGGAUGACGGGGAAGCUGAUGACUGGGAGACUGACCCGGAUUUUGUGAAUGAUGUGAGUGAGAAAGAACAAAGAUGGGGCGCGAAAACUGUGCAAGGCUCCGGGCACCAGGAGCACAUCAACAUACAUAAGCUGAGAGAGAAUGUUUUCCAAGAGCAUCAGACCCUUAAAGAAAAGGAACUCGAAACAGGACCAAAAGCCUCCCAUGGGUAUGGAGGGAAGUUUGGUGUGGAACAAGACAGAAUGGAUAAGUCAGCUGUUGGCCAUGAGUACCAGUCGAAACUUUCCAAACACUGCUCGCAAGUUGACUCUGUCCGGGGAUUUGGAGGCAAGUUUGGUGUCCAGAUGGACAGAGUUGAUCAGUCUGCUGUAGGCUUUGAAUACCAGGGCAAGACAGAGAAGCACGCCUCCCAGAAAGACUACUCAAGUGGCUUUGGUGGCAAAUAUGGCGUGCAGGCUGACCGGGUGGACAAGAGCGCCGUGGGCUUUGACUACCAGGGCAAGACUGAGAAGCACGAGUCACAGAGAGAUUACUCCAAAGGUUUUGGUGGGAAAUACGGUAUUGACAAGGACAAAGUGGACAAGAGCGCCGUGGGCUUUGAGUACCAGGGCAAGACCGAGAAGCACGAGUCCCAGAAAGACUAUGUGAAAGGGUUUGGAGGAAAAUUUGGUGUGCAGACAGACAGACAAGACAAAUGUGCCCUUGGCUGGGACCACCAGGAGAAGUUACAAUUGCACGAAUCGCAGAAAGAUUAUAAGACUGGUUUCGGAGGCAGAUUCGGUGUUCAGUCCGAGAGGCAGGACUCCUCUGCCGUGGGGUUCGAUUACAAGGAGAAGCUGGCCAAGCACGAGUCCCAGCAAGACUACUCCAAAGGAUUUGGGGGAAAAUAUGGGGUGCAGAAGGAUCGGAUGGACAAGAAUGCAUCAACCUUUGAAGAUGUUACCAAGGUGUCCCCUGCUUACCAAAAGACGGUACCUGUUGAAGCCGUGGCCAGUAAAACAAGUAACAUCAGAGCUAACUUUGAAAACCUCGCUAAGGAGAAGGAACUGGAGGACAGGCGGAAGGCAGAAGCUGAGCGAGCCCAGCGGAUGGCUAAGGAGAGGCAGGAGCAGGAAGAGGCCCGCAGGAAGCUGGAGGAGGAAGCCAGAGCCAAGACACAAGCCCCUACUGUGUCCCCCACCCCACAGCCUGCUGCAGAGAGGCGGUCGCCCAGCCCUGUCUAUGAGGACGCAGCUCCAUUCCAAGUGGAACCAAGCUACGGAGGCCCCAUGCAUGCGAGCGAGCUGGAGCCUGCCUAUAGCGUGGAAGCUACUGACUACCAAGAGGCUGGCAGCCAGCAGGGCCUGGCCUAUGCCCCUGAGGCCGUUUACGAAAGUCCAGAAGUCCCAGGCCACUAUCCAGCAGAGGAGACGACCUACGACGACUACGAGAACGACCUGGGGAUCACGGCCAUCGCGCUUUACGACUACCAGGCUGCGGGCGAUGACGAAAUCUCAUUUGACCCUGACGACAUCAUCACCAACAUUGAGAUGAUUGAUGACGGCUGGUGGCGCGGGGUGUGCAAGGGCAGGUACGGGCUCUUCCCCGCCAACUAUGUGGAGCUGCGGCAGUAGGGAGGCUGCGCCACGGGUCUCACACUACACAUCAGGCCUUGGCUGGUUCUUGGGUUUUGGUUGAUUUUUCUUUUUUGUUUGUUUUAUUUUUUGAUGUUGGGGAGGGGAGUAUACAUAUUGCUUUUAUAUUUAAACUUUUGCUGAUGCUUUUGAAAAUGUUUAUGCCACAAAAUUUGCUAAUAUAUUGUAAUCAUGUUCCUGAGGAGGACUUUGGUAAUUGUUUUUAUGCAUUUAUGGUAUUUUGUUUUUUUGCCAAAUUGACUGUCACAUGCAGCCACUUCAGGGACUCUUGAGAUCUUUAGCUCUUUUGAGGUCAGUAAUGCAUGUCCUCAUGGGCACCUGCCAUUCCCCAGGACAAACGAGCUCUUCCGGGUCACAUCUGCCGCUGUCAGGCAAGAUGACUGUCCUGGUGGAAGGGAGGGCAGGGCCUGUGGACAUCAGAAGAGGAGGAAGGCCCCUCCCGGGUCGUACUGUGGCAGCCCAGAGUGCUGAUGGCUUUAGCAAGGGUCCCACCUGGGCUAGUUCUUGUAUCUGCCCCUCCCCCCCACGCCCACCUCCCCAGGAGGGCUGCAGGGGGCCGUGCCCCCCCACCCCGCCUCCCAGUGGGACUGAGUCUUCAGACAUUCCCCUCCCUUGGCCAUCUCCUGACCACAGCCCACGGUGACAGUCUCCAGGGCCUUACUGAAGAGGUUGAGGCUCGUGUUGGGCAUGGCUUGCCAGCACGAGGCUCACGUCUUGACUGUGAUUUGGACAGUCUUGGCCCCUGCGUGUCUGUUGUGUGGCAAACCAGCCACGUCGCUGUGGGGAGGCUGGUGCCUUCUCUAUUGUAAACUGCCAGAAACUUUCUUCCUUUCAAGGGAGUUGUGCUAUUUUUGCCAAAAUUUGUUCAAUGACUGUGAAAGUUGACCAAUUGACGGCUAAAAAUAAGAGAAGUACAAAUGAGCAAGUGUUCCUACCAGGGUGCCCUUGGCAGUUCUGAACACUGCUGUCCCCAGGCACUGCGGUGACUUGCUGCCAGGGAAACGUAUCACCCUCCCAAGAAACCAGGGGGCUGGACCAAUCCAGUCAUGCGCACAUCAGGUGGACAGCGUAUCUUUCCAGAAGGUCACGUGGAAAUGUCUCAGAUGUCUGGGACAUUUAAUGGUCGUAAUGCACCCGUUUUGUUUCCUGAAGUGCAUUUCUGCAUAAUCCUUGCUUUACCACAAGAUUAGGUCAGGUUUUAUAUGCAACUUAUUGUAUCUGAAUUCCUGUAGCACACCUCAUAGGUAUGAUUUUUUUUUUAAUUAAAUGCUCAGAAUAAACUUUUUUUUGACCCA